UAAACACAAGCCAUGGAUCGAGACGGAGUACCAGGGUAUCGUCAUGGAGAACGACAACACCGUUCUUCUCAACCCACCACUGUUCGCCCUGGAUAAAGACGCUCCACUGCACUAUGCAGGUGAGAUCUGUGGCUUCCGGGUGCACAAUGGGCCCUCAGGAUCCAGUUCGGUCCAGUUUGAGGCGGUGGUUCUGGACCGCUCGACAGGGGAGGGCCUGAUCCGCUCUAAAGAGCCCCUGGACUGUGAGAGCCAGCGGGAGCACAGCUUCACCAUCCAGGCCUAUGACUGUGGAGAGGGCCCCGAUGGAGCCAACAGCAAGAAGUCCCACAAAGCCACGGUGCAUGUACGUGUGAACGACGUAAACGAGUUCUCCCCAGUGUUCGUGGAGCGUCGCUACGAGGCCUCCGUCCCAGAAGGCCGUCUGUUCGAUCGCAUCGUGCGCGUGGAGGCCCUCGAUGCAGACUGCUCCCCGCAGUACAGCCAGAUCUGCUUCUACGACAUCAUCACCCCCAAUGUUCCCUUUGUCAUCGAUAACGACGGUAACAUUAAGAACACAGAGCCAUUGGAUUCGAAGAGCCAGCGCGUCCACACCUUCUGGGUGACCGCGUUCGACUGUGGCAAGAACCGCGCUCAGGCCGACGCCCAGGUCGUCGUCACGGUCAAACCGUCCUGCAAACCCGGCUGGAUCAGCUGGUCGAAGCGGGUGGAGUAUACCCCCGGGUCAGGCAGCAUUCCCCUGUUCCCCAGUUUGCACCUGGAGACCUGCGAAGAGACUGUGUGGAACAUCCAGGCCACCGUAGAGCUACAGACUGGCCAUAUUGGGAAGGGCUGUGACAGGGACAGCUACUCAGACCGAUCAGUACGCAGACUCUGUGGUGCUGUGAGAGGUGAAGUGGACUUACUCCCGCCCCCGUCCCCAGCAGCCAAUUGGACCUCAGCCUUGCCCACCCUCCCUUCUUCUGAUUCGUCCCUGGUGUUCUCCUUCAAUGGCUCCACCCACGUUGCCGUUGUACCAGACUCCGUUGCCGCGGCCGUAUCCGGAGACCAUUUCACCCUCCAGCUGUGGAUGCGAAGGGGUGGGAUCAACACCCAGCCUCCGACUAAUCAGGCCAGAGGAAACCGCAGGGAGGAGGAGACUAUCGUCUGCAGUACCGUCAAGAAUGGUCAGUCAAAUGGGCAGUCACAACU
Messenger RNA from Coregonus clupeaformis (lake whitefish), 1188 nucleotides. RefSeq names its product calsyntenin-3-like. NCBI's taxonomy places the organism in Eukaryota, Metazoa, Chordata, Actinopteri, Salmoniformes, Salmonidae. The transcript is spliced from 6 exons. Gene Ontology annotation, molecular function: calcium ion binding; X11-like protein binding; kinesin binding. The annotation marks the transcript as partial. The record is from RefSeq and is a predicted model, not a curated record. Gene Ontology annotation, biological process: positive regulation of synaptic transmission; homophilic cell-cell adhesion; positive regulation of synapse assembly. Gene Ontology annotation, cellular component: postsynaptic membrane; cell surface.